AUGGCCUCUCCUGGAGAAGAUGACGGUGUCGUCGAGGUCUCGUCGGAUUCGGAGGGCACAGGAGACAAGAAGCGCAAACGACUAAAGGGCGAGCGCAUAGCCUUCGACGAUGAGGAAGACUCCGACGCCGCCUACAACUCUUUCAAAAAGCGCAAGAGCGAAGUGAGAAAACAGGCCAUCGCCAGUACAAAGCGUGCAAAAGCCAAAGCCUCCAAAGGCUCGGUGGUGGGCAAAAAGCCAAAGACCGUGAUUGCGCUGAAAGGCAAGCGGAAGGUGUACGAUGCGCCGUCCGAUGACGAGACCGACAUGAUGGAGCAGACUCUUCCCCAGUACCUACAGGAACGACGGAGCUCAUGGGCGGAUAGACGGGAGAAACUAGGAAAUGCCGGACUGCAGCUCCCUCCUGAUUACGACGAGGUCUACUUCUCUGGUGAUGAGAAGCUGGAGCUCCUCAAAGAGAGGCCGAACUUCAAGGGUGCCAUACCACAGAGGGAAUACGCCGACAUCCAACUGCCGUACUCUCUCGGUAUCAUCCCUGCCGCCGUGGCUCAAUGGCUACGGGAGUAUCAAGUCAAGGGAGCGGCCUUCUUACACGAGCUUUUCGUCUACCAAAAGGGCGGCAUUCUGGGUGAUGACAUGGGUCUGGGCAAAACGAUCCAAGUCAUCGCCUUUCUCACCGCAGCGUUCGGCAAGACUGGCGAUGAACGCGAUGACAAGCGCAUGCGGAAGAUGCGGCGCCUCGGCGAUGAAACCUGGUACCCACGAAUCCUCAUCAUCUGCCCCGGCACUUUAAUGGAAAACUGGAACUCGGAGCUGGAGACUUGGGGUUGGUGGCACAUACAGAUCUAUCACGGGACCCCGGCUGCGAAACAGGCUGCGCUCGCUGCCGCCCACAGCGGGAGGCUCGAGAUCAUGAUCACCACAUAUUCAACUUACCGUCUGGAUCACAGCGCCAUCAAUGGCAUUCGAUGGGACUGUGUUGUUGCCGACGAAUGCCACACCAUCAAGGAGCGAAAGUCAGAUGUCACACACACCAUGAACCAGGUGAAUGCGCUCUGUCGAAUCGGCCUCACUGGCACAGCCAUCCAGAACAAAUACGAAGAGCUGUGGACCCUGCUCAACUGGACGAAUCCGGGUCGUCUGGGGCCCAUGAGUACGUGGAAGCAACUCAUCUGUUUGCCUUUGAAGUUUGGGCAGAGCCACGAUGCGACCAACUCGCAACUGUCCAAAGGUCGACGCACUGCGGAGCGGUUGGUGAAGAAUCUACUUCCCCAAUUCUUCCUGAGGCGGAUGAAGAGCCUCAUCGCCGACCAACUACCGAAAAAGAGCGACCAAGUCGUAUUCUGUCCCAUGACCGAGAUCCAAGCCGAAGCCUACAACAACUUCUGCGACUCCGAGCUCGUACAAACCAUCUUCCAUGCUAGUGACCCCUGUCCUUGCAAGUCAAAGAAGAAACAAGGCUGGUGCCAUCACGCUCUGUAUGAGGGCAAGAAGUGGCAGGACUACGUCUUUCCCUGCCUGAUGAUGUUGCAGAAGCUUUCCAACCACGUUGCUCUCCUGAUGCCGUCCGGCGAGGCUGACCUAGAGCGGCACGAGAAGGACUUGGAGCUUGCUAAAAUGGCUCUUCCGGAGUCGUGGCGGGACUUGUAUCGCCACCGAGAAAACAUCAAAACCUACGCCAACAUCGACUUUUGCGGCAAGUGGAAGAUCUUGAAGAAGAUGCUGAAGUAUUGGUACGACAACGGCGACAAAGUCCUCUUGUUCAGCUAUUCAGUCAGAUUGUUGAAGAUGCUGAACAUGCUCUUCCAAACCACGACGACAUACAACGUGUCAUAUCUUGACGGCAGCAUGAAGUACGCGGACAGACAGAAGACGGUCGACGAGUACAACUCCGAUCCCAAGCAGUUCGUCUUUCUCAUUUCCACCAAAGCCGGGGGCGUCGGGCUCAACAUUACCUCUGCGAAUAAGGUCGUCGUCGUCGAUCCGAACUGGAAUCCCAGCUACGAUCUUCAAGCGCAGGAUCGGGCGUACAGGAUCGGCCAGACGAGAGACGUGGAAGUCUUCCGCCUGGUGAGUGUUGGCACUGUGGAGGAGAUUGUGUACGCGAGGCAGAUCUACAAGCAACAACAGGCCAACAUUGGCUACAAUGCCUCGCUCGAGCGUCGCUACUUCAAAGGCAUUCAAGAUCAGAAGGAGAUGAAGGGGGAGAUCUUUGGGCUGGCAAAUCUCUUCGCCCCGUUGAGUGAGAAUGUCAAGUUGCGGGACAUUGUCAACAAGACAAACAUCGCCGAGACGCGAGCGGGUGUUGAAAUUGCGGGUCUGGACUUGGAAGCUUCGCAGGAAGACGACGAUGCCGAUGCCGAUCAGUUAUUCGCAGAAAAGACUCUCAACAAGGCGAUAAGUGAAUUGGCCGAGGACAUUAUCGGUGAGCCGAACGCGAAGAGGCAGGCUGCUGCCAAGACGGCGAAGAAGCAGGAUGCUGUGCAGGCCAUUCUCGCCAGUGCGGGGGUGGAGUACACGCAUGAGAAUGCGGAGGUGGUGGGCACGAGCAAGAUCGAAACGAAGAUUAGUUCGCGGGCGCACAAGGCCGGGAACAAUGUGGACAUGACUUCGGACUUUGCUUUUGCGAGAAGUCAGGAAGGGCAGGACGCGCAGUCUACGAAGCCGCCGGUUGGCGUGUACGAUAACGACGACAACGAUGAUGACCUUGACGGGGGUGACGGACUUGGAGUUGUGCACUACAAGUACCGGCCGCCGGAGGAUGUGAGACGGCGGCAAUUCUGCACCAUGGCGAAACAGUUUGGGUACGAUGAUGUGACGGAAUUCGCGCUGGUGGUGGAGGGGUGGACGCAGCGCCAACGGAGGGACUGUUUGGAGCGCUUCUAUCGUGACCGUAGGGCGCGAAUCGCGGAGUUGGCUCGGAUUUAG
This is a messenger RNA of Neohortaea acidophila, 2928 nucleotides long. Its product is annotated as P-loop containing nucleoside triphosphate hydrolase protein. NCBI's taxonomy places the organism in Eukaryota, Fungi, Ascomycota, Dothideomycetes, Mycosphaerellales, Teratosphaeriaceae. The record is from RefSeq and is a predicted model, not a curated record. The transcript has a single exon. Gene Ontology annotation, molecular function: ATP binding; ATP-dependent chromatin remodeler activity. The coding region runs from base 1 to 2928 and encodes 975 amino acids.